Messenger RNA from Mytilus californianus (California mussel), 2083 nucleotides. RefSeq names its product protein Wnt-7b-like. Gene Ontology annotation, molecular function: frizzled binding; cytokine activity. The record is from RefSeq and is a predicted model, not a curated record. Gene Ontology annotation, biological process: multicellular organism development; positive regulation of JNK cascade; canonical Wnt signaling pathway. The transcript has 4 exons. NCBI's taxonomy places the organism in Eukaryota, Metazoa, Mollusca, Bivalvia, Mytilida, Mytilidae. Gene Ontology annotation, cellular component: extracellular region. The coding region runs from base 170 to 1252 and encodes 360 amino acids.
AUCAAACAAAUGCUGCAAUGAAGCACAAUACAUAGGCUAUUGAAACAAAUUGGCAUAGAAUUAUUUGCUAAGAAUUGGAUUAACAGUUAUGAAGUGUUGCAAUAUUAUGUGGUACAGCAUGGUAUAGAGAAACCCUCUAAUGACAUGAGAAUGUCUACUGAGAGAGAGAAUGGGAGCUAGUCGUCAUACGAAAUUUCUACUGGGACUUCUCUAUUUCACAUACUGUGUUUAUGGGAACUUUCUGUCAGUUUCAUCAGUAGUAGCUUUACCAUCGAACAUUAUUUGUAAUAAAAUUCCUGGAUUAACUCCAAGACAAAGAUCAAUUUGUAGAAAACGUCCCGACGCCAUAGUAACUAUCGGAGACGGAGUUAAACUCGGAUUGAGAGAGUGUCAUUAUCAGUUCAGAAAUAGGAGGUGGAAUUGUACAAAUAUAGACCAACAAAAUACAAUGUUUGGGAUAACACAUUCCGUUGGUGAGUUUCACUUAAAUUUUAGUGGAAGCAAAGAAGCUGCUUUUUCCUAUGCUAUAAACUCUGCCGGUGUAACAUAUGAAGUGACACAAGCGUGUAGUUUAGGACGAUUAAAACGUUGUAGUUGUGAUCGAUCUAAAAAGACUGGACAUUAUGAUGCGAACGGUUGGAAGUGGGGAGGGUGUAGUGCUGAUAUCAAACAUGGACUAAAAUUCUCUAGAAAAUUUUUAGAUGCAAGAGAAAUAAAGGAAAACGCACGUUCGUUAAUGAAUAAACACAACAAUCGAGCGGGUAGAAAGGCAGUAAAAGAAAAUAUGGAAACAGGGUGCAAGUGCCAUGGUGUGUCUGGAUCUUGUACAACGAAAACAUGCUGGACAACACUACCAACGUUUAGAAAAAUAGGAAACUAUAUAAUGAAAAAAUAUGGAAGAGCUAAACUAGUGACUACACUAAAAGCAAAACGUAAUAAAGUUCCAUCACAUCUAAUAAUAAAAAGAUUAAAAAAUAAACAUACGAAGCCUAGGAGAUCAGACGUUGUUUAUUUAGAGAAAUCUCCUAACUAUUGUGAUCAUGAUCCACUGAAAGGAUCAUUGGGAACUGUCGGGAGAACAUGCAAUCGGACUUCUACCGAAACUGACGGUUGUGACUUAAUGUGUUGUGGGCGUGGCUACAAUACACACCAAUACACAAAAACGUGGACGUGUAAUUGUAAAUUUCAUUGGUGUUGUUAUGUCAAUUGUAAUAAGUGCAGCGAACGAACGGAGGAGUACACUUGCAAAUAAUCAACAUCAUUAAAUGACUUCUAUCUGAGGUUUCGAAGUACGCCAAAUAUGGCACGAUAUUUUGUUAUUUCACACGUGGCACUGAAAAUAUAUGAUUACUUACUUUGCGUAAUUGCUUAUAGAGAUCUAGCAUAUCAUUUUUGCAUUGUGUCCAAUUUUGAAAGUUUCUGAUGACAAGAAUGAGAUGUUUCUGAAAAUGACAAAUCGACGGCGUACGCACUUCACGUACAACUGGAUACAGAAAACGACAUACAUGAACGUAUGAAACUGACAUUCAGCCUCGUGACUUAAGUUUGUUGAUAACAGUUAUGAACCAUAAUUAUGAUAUUUGGUGGUGAAAUGUGAUAUAAUCCAUAUCACUGUUGUUAUUGUCUGUGAUACAUGUAUAUAUAUUAGAUUAUUCCGUGUAUGUGUUUCAUCAUAUGUACAUUUAUACGUAUAUUACGUUAUUUCAUUACUAAGCAUUCAUUACUCAUCAUUUGUCGAGGUACAUGUACAUAAAAGAAGGUGCUUGAACCGUGAAAGUCGAAAUGAUUCAAGUAAAAUUUAUUGUAUGACCAUGAGACUGGCAAUUCAUCGCGUUCUCAAUUUAAUUGUUCUUGUUAUUUCAAAAACAAAUAAGUCACAGGAUCUUAAUAGCUUAGUUUGAAAUAUUAUUAGUCUUUUUACAAGACAAAAGAUUGCACCUUGUUUUCUUUUAUAUGUAGUGGAUGAACAUAUCCAAUUCAUUUGAUAUUUUCUUAUCUUGCCAAACAAAUCACACUACAAAACAUAUUUUUAUUUGCAUAUUGUACAUACCAUGUAAAUUAAAAUUAAAUAUUUAUGUUUUCA